UAGGCACUCCGCGCUGAUCAGACGAGCACUGAGCGAUCGAUACCUCGGCAAAGCCUGACUACUCGGAGAAGGAGAGGGCCGGAGUGUUCCGACCAAACGGAACAGCUUGUCGCCAGCCUCCGGGGAACUCGACACAGCCCAAACUCGAGACAGGUUUUAUGUAUUUCCAGGUUUCUUCCUGCAAAGCUAAGAUCUCAUUCCUUCAGGAGCCUUCAUUGAGUGCCUGAUGUGAGCCAGACUCUAGGGAAAUGUAGAGAAAUGAGACCUGUUCUUGCCCUGGAGAAGCUCCCCAGCUAGCAUCAGAGAGACAGACAUGCUAGGCUGGCAGAGGGCCCGAUGGCCGAAGACCACCGAGAGCCCCUGGCAGGAGCCGGCGCCCUCCGGGAGACCCUCCGGGUGCUCCUGCCCCACACGAAGGAGGAGCUGGUGCCGGAGCUCGGGGAGAAGGUAGAGCGCAGCGUGGUGCGGCUCCUGUGGGAGGCCGCUGAGCUGUUCUGCGGGGGCUGCCGGAGGGAGUGUCUGCAGGCCAGCGAGGCCAUCCUGGACUACUCCUGGGAGAAACUCAACACGGGCCCGUGGCAGGAUGUCCACAAGGACUGGCGCCGUGUCUACGCCUUCGGCUGCCUCCUGAAGGCCGUGUGUCUGUUCGAGGAGCCUGGGGAUGGCCCCGCAGUGGCCGCAGCCCUGAAGGCCUGUGACAUGGGCCUGCUGAUGGGGGCGGCCAUCCAUGGGGACAUCCUCAUUAAAGUCGCCGCCGUCCUCCAGGCGCACCUCCCCUCGGGAAAGAGGCCCGGCCCAGGCCCGGCCCAGGAGCAACCCAGCAUGAAGAAAGCGAGGGACGACCCUGUUUCGGUUCCGGAUGUGGCGUUGGAGAGACCGGUCCCCCGGCUUCGCUGUCCGUCCCUCCAGCAUUUCAGGAAGCAGUUUCUGGUUCCCGGGAGGCCUGUGAUCCUGGAAGGCGUGGCGGACCAGUGGCCGUGCAUGACGAAGUGGAGUUUGGAGUAUAUCCAAGACAUUGCCGGCUGCCGAACUGUCCCGGUGGAAGUCGGUUCCAGGUACACGGACGAGGACUGGUCGCAGACGCUCAUGACGGUCAAUGAGUUCAUCAGCAGAUACGUCAGGAGUGAGUCGAGGGACGUCGGGUACCUCGCGCAGCACCAGCUCUUUGACCAGAUCCCAGAGCUGAAGCAGGACAUCGGCAUCCCGGACUACUGCUGCCUGGGCGACGGGGAGGAGGAAGAGAUCACCAUUAAUGCCUGGUUUGGUCCCCAAGGAACCGUGUCCCCCCUUCAUCAGGACCCUCAGCAGAACUUUCUGGUCCAGGUGCUCGGCAGGAAGUACAUCCGGCUGUAUUCCCCGCAGGAGUCAGAGGCUUUAUAUGCACACGAGACGCACCUUCUUCAUAACACGAGCCAGGUUGACGUGGAGAAUCCCGACCUGGAGAAGUUCCCCAAGUUUGCUGAGGCCCCGUUCCUGUCCUGCGUCCUGUCUCCCGGAGAGAUCCUGUUUAUCCCGGUUCAGUACUGGCAUUACGUGCGGGCUCUGGACUUGAGCUUCUCCGUCAGCUUCUGGUGGUCGUAGCCAGGGUGCAAGGGUCCGAGACGCGUCCCCUGCUCCACACCCGGCCUGUGCCGGAGCCUUUGCUGGAGACCAGGCUGGGCGCUGGCCGGACACGGGGCGAGGGUGCAGCAAGGCGCACGCUCCGGGCCAGGUACGUGCAGCAGAGGCAGGUGGGCCAGACCCCAGGAGGACGUCCCCGGCCGACACCCCGCCUGGAGACCCCGGGCAUCGUGAGGCCUGAGGUGCUGGGGACACGGACUGGCAGUGUGCACGGCGUUAGGGGUGGGCUCUGAGGUCGGCUGCCUGGAUUCAGACCUGGCCCCUUGGCUUACUUGCUGUGGGAGAGGUGGGAUGGAUACCUCACUGUGUGUGUCUCCAUGGGGAAAACAGGGCAGCUCGAGCACCCACCACGGAGAGUUUGAGAGGCAGUGCGCGGACAGAGCCCCGGCAGGUCCACGAGCAUUAGCUGCUGUCUGAUCUUAAUAAUUACUGUGAUUGCCCCCGA
Messenger RNA from Leptonychotes weddellii (Weddell seal), 2065 nucleotides. It is a transcript of the gene KDM8, whose product is annotated as lysine demethylase 8. Gene Ontology annotation, cellular component: nucleus. Gene Ontology annotation, molecular function: histone H3K36 demethylase activity. NCBI's taxonomy places the organism in Eukaryota, Metazoa, Chordata, Mammalia, Carnivora, Phocidae. The record is from RefSeq and is a predicted model, not a curated record.